CAAAGUUAAAUCACUUAGAACAAAAAAGCUUUCUUGAUUCAGCUAUUACCUCUUCAAACAAUGGCAUUUCAUCGCCGCCAUUCCCUUUUCCUCUUCUUGCUCAUCGCACUGUCAUCCAUAACGAACCAUGCAGAUGCGCGCCAUCUCCUAGAGUCGUCUCCCAAGCCCGAAAUCCCAUCUAUACCCAAGCCUGAGUUGCCACCGUUGCCUAAGCUUGAGGUCCCAACAUUACCCAAGCCUGAGCUGCCACCGUUGCCUAAGCUUGAGAUUCCAACACUGCCAAAGCCCGAGCUUCCAACACUACCAAAACUAGAGGUACCUGUGUUGCCAAAGCCUGAACUUCCAACACUACCUAAGCCAGAAUUAUCGACAUCGCCUAAGCCAACACUAGAAAAGGCAGAAUCACCAAAGCCUACCCUACCUGAAAUACCAAAGCCUCAAAUUCCAGAGCUACCAAAGCUCCCAGAAUUGCCAAAACCUGAGAUCCCGGCUGUCCCUAAGCCUGAGGUACCAACAGUGCCAAAACCCGAGGUCCCAACUUUGCCAAAACCUGAGAUCCCAGCUGUCCCUAAGCCUGAGGUACCAGCAUUGCCAAAACCUGAGAUCCCAACUUCACCUAAGCCUGAGGUUCCAGCAGUGCCGAAACCUGAGAUACCAACUUUGCCUAAGCCCGAGAUCCCGACUUUGCCUAAGCCUGAACUUCCAACACUACCCAAACCAGAGGUACCAACAUUGCCUAAGCCAACACUCGAAAAAGCUGAAACGCCAAAGCCUACUCUGCCUGAAAUACCAAAGCCUCAGCUGCCAGAGCUGCCAAAGCUCCCAGAAUUACCAAAACCUCAACUGCCAGAGCUACCAAAGCUGCCAGAAUUGCCCAAACCUGAGCUUCCAGCUGUCCCUAAGCCCGAGAUUCCAACAUUGCCAAAACCUGAGCUCCCAACUUUUCCUAAGCCUGAGAUGCCAAAGUUGCCUGAACUUCCUAAGAUACCUGAACUGCCUAAACCAACUUUGCCGGAAGGACCCAAAUCUCGUUGAUUUAUGUCGACAGAGGAACAUGACAUCAGGAAUCGAGUUCCGGAGAUCGACUUACUGAGGAGGGAUGCAUAAUUCUAGAAUGAUCGACUUAUAUUGUUGUUGCUGUUUUCUUUUUUUAUUGUUUUCCAAUUUGUCCUUCCAUUAUAUGUAAGCUUGCUUGUAUGUUAUGGUUGUUUACAGUUUGUAAUUCUUUGUUAAUGUCAUUUAGUAUAUAUUCAUGAUUGAUUGAGGUUUUCAGUUAUAA
Salvia hispanica is the source of this 1279-nucleotide messenger RNA. RefSeq lists its product as uncharacterized. The record is from RefSeq and is a predicted model, not a curated record. Lineage: Eukaryota; Viridiplantae; Streptophyta; Magnoliopsida; Lamiales; Lamiaceae.